Prorocentrum cordatum is the source of this 1901-nucleotide messenger RNA. NCBI's taxonomy places the organism in Eukaryota, Dinophyceae, Prorocentrales, Prorocentraceae. The record is from the annotation of a GenBank genome assembly.
CGAGCCAGGCGUUGGCGCCCGGUCUCGCCCCCCGGGGCCCUCGCAGAGCGCUCCAGCUCGACAAGCGGCGCAGGAGGAUGUGGUCCGGGCCUCUGGCCGUGAUUUUGUGCCCUCACAUCCUGGGGCCCAUCGUCAGCGAUUUUCGCUGGCCAACCUCGCUCGAAAAACGUCAACCUGGCCUUCCAAGGCCCUUGCAUCCUUACUGCGCAUCCUUCUGACACGGGUUGACUAUACGAUGCUUCCAUUUUGACGCGCCGUCCGAUCUCGGGGUCGGCGGGCGCCUUCGGCAGCAUCGCCCUCGUCGCCUGCGGUGUCCGCCGGGGCGGCGCCUGCGUUCUCGGGCGGCUGGUAUGUGGACUGCUCGGCGUCCGCAGACUUCGUCGAGGCUUACGAGCGGCGGCCUGAGGAGGCGCUGCGAGACUGGACGUGUGGGGGACUGGACGCAGCUGUUCUCAGGGAGAGGAGGACUAUUGCUUGCAUCGGUGACUCAACGACGCACGGCCUCAACGUUUCCAGGGGCGAAGAGUACCCGUCGGUUCUCUACCGUCUCCUCCACAAGCAGUUCAAUGUGAUCAACCUCGGCGUUUCAGGCUCGACUGCCAGGCACGAUGAUAAUCGUUCUUAUUGGGAGUUUCCGCAGUGGUCCAUUGCUGCGGAAGCCCGAAUUGACAUCGCAGUUGUCAUGCUCGGGCUCAAUGACGCAUACCAUUUGGGCUGGGCACGGGAAGAGUACGAGAGGGACUAUCUCAAGAUGGUCCAAGAGAUAUUGCGACUGCAUUCCAAUGCCACCAUCUUUGUCGCAGUGCCGCCUCAAGGUGCGUACGCCUUUCACCACGACAAGGUCCGUGGAGGAGACGGGGCACUGAAGCUAACUCGGCGGUCGCUCGCUCAUGCAGUCGAGAAGGUGCGGAGUGAAGCCCACCUCGAGACUCCAGCCAUCAAUUUCUUUGAUGCUUUCGCAUGGGCCGCCGGCUUGAAGCCCAACGUUGUAGUGAAGCAUCCGGGCCCGAGCAUUUCAGCUGAUGAACUGUACCUGGAGGACGGCGUCCAUCCUUCGGCCGUUGGCUACGGUGCGAUGGCUGCGGCAGCUGCUGCCGCCAUCUCCAAGGAUGCCAUGUCUCCCCGCAGCUUCUGCCUCAGGUGUGAGUCCUCGGCGCACCCAGAUCUGUGCAAGGCGUUCUGCAACAAGACCGGCGAGGCCGCAAGCUGACACUUGACGCGUCGCACCCUCACUGAAGGCGUCGCCGCAUCGCAGGCGGCGGUUCUUCUGGCGGCGGCGGUGACGCCAACGGCGAAUCACCUCCGCCCUCUGUUUUCUGGAAUCGCCCAUGUGGCCGAGCGUUGUGGUACGAGCUCUGCCAAGCUAUCAGACCAUGUGUUACCCUAGCCGUUGUGGAAACCCUUCGAACACUUGGAGGAGGAUGGCGUGGAAGAUCAUAAGGAGGCAGCCAUACAGACAGACAGUCAGACAUACACGUCCACGCAUGCGCCGGUGCUGCUUUCCACGCGUGCGGCCCAGGCCAGGCAGCCUCGUCUCGGAGGCGACGAUGGGGCCGUGGCCGCCCGCGGGGGCGCCGAGCGUCGGUCAGAGCUAGCUUGAGACAUCUCGAACACUCCUCCUCCUCCUCCUCCUCCUCCUCCUCCUCCUCCUCCUCCUCCUCCUCCUCCUCCUCCUCCUCCUCCUCCUCCUCCCCCUCCCCCCCCCCCCUCCUCCUCCUCCUAGCUGGUCACUCAAGUGCCUUCCGGGAUGAUUUCUGCUCGAGUAGUUGUGUGGCUUUGCCGCCCAGGGCAGCCGCAUCUUUCGCGCAGCAAUUUUUCCGGCGGCUUGCAGCCCAGGGCUGCAGCUCAUGUACAGCGCCGGCGCCGCUGCAUCCCAGACAUGCACACAUACAUACAUGUUU